Molecule: messenger RNA, 2902 nt
Organism: Nematolebias whitei (Rio pearlfish)
Lineage: Eukaryota; Metazoa; Chordata; Actinopteri; Cyprinodontiformes; Rivulidae
Product: target of Nesh-SH3
Exons: 23
Coding region: 105-2678 (857 amino acids)
Biological process (GO): extracellular matrix organization; positive regulation of cell-substrate adhesion
Molecular function (GO): protein binding
Source: RefSeq, a predicted model, not a curated record
AGGACGUCCCCCCUGCUGAACAAGUCCUAAGAAGCUUAGUGAAGUUGUCCAGCUCCUGGUGGCUCCUCGUCUUCUCCUCCUUGUCUCCUGGAAGCUGUGCGGUCAUGGCGGGCGUCUUUCUCCUCCUCAGAGUCCUCCUGCUGCUCCUCGGAGGGUCUCUCCUCCUCAUCGGGGUCCCUGCUCAGAGGAUCAGAGCUCGUCGUCAGAACAUGAAGGUCCGGAUCAACGCCACCGGCGACACCAUCGUCAUGAAGUUCGUGCGCUCGAGUCCGGACGUGAAGCUGGAGGGAUACAUCCUGGGAUACGGCAGCAGCAUGUUCUCCAAACAGUUCAUCCAGCUGCCUGAGAACGGACAGCCGUACCAAACCGAGCUGGACGCAGAGCCCAAGUACCUGGUGGCGGUGCAGCCGAUCCCAGCCAACGAUGUGAAGAAACAGUGCACAGGUAAAGUGAACCUGGAGAAGCCGCUCCACCUGGUGAUCGGCUCCGUCAGCCCCACGGCAGUGCUGCUGUCCUGGGGAAACCACCUGAAGACGCCCUACGAAGGGAACGUCAUGAACGAGUGUCUGGAGGAUGGGUUUUACACAAUCCGCUACAGAGAGAGGAACAGGAAGUGGAUCUACCAGACGUGUCCAACCAGUGACACGGUGGUGGAUAACCUGAAGCCCAACACCCCAUAUGAGUUUGGUGUUCGCUCCAAUAAGGACAACCGGAGCGGCAUGUGGAGCAAACCGGUCAUCCACAACACCAACACGGAUAAAAACGCUCAGCAGCCGUACAAGCAGCACCAUUCUCUAUCAAAGACGAUGAAACCACGGCCCUUCCUCCCUGUUCGCCCUGCUCUGCACAACAGCACAAGACCUCAACACUCCUCUUUGACCAAAUUCCCUGGUUUCCCAGGCUCUCCACGCACCUCAUUUGAGUCGCCUGAGAGCCAGCAGGAAACUCUCCCUCUGCCGGGCUCUGAGCCCAAACUUACCUCCGAGUCGCCUGGAAACACUUUUAGGACCAACAGAACCCGACUGGCAGAUCGUCUGACUCCUGCCAUCCCCAAACUCCAGCCCACCACCUCUGCCACUACCACCACAACCACCACAACAACAACCAUCACCACCACCACCUCUCUAAUCAGCACCACUUCCUCCCCCACCACUAUAUUAUCUUCCAAUGGUGGCUCACUUCCUGGGCAGAGCACUAAGGCCUCUCCCACUCGUGCGCCCGAGAAGCGUCCCAAUCCUGCGGCUGUCCUCAGAUCACAAGAUGGCUCCUCGCUGCUCAGAUCAGCACUAGCCAAUGAGAGAGCCAAAGCUAACACUUGGGGUCCAAGCAGCAACAGAAACAUGAACCCUUCACUGCCUUUGAAACCCUACAGCCCAGCAGCGUCCUCAGUGUCCAGAUCUAUGAGGCCUGGAUCGAGAAACCCCCUCUAUCCAUUCUCUAACGGCUUCAGACAAACCCACUCAUCCUCUAGUUCCAGUAACUCGUUCCCGUCCUCAGGGAUACUUGGGGUAAAUGGACAGCCACACCGGGGCCUUUCCCCACCCAAACCGGCCUUAUGGUUCAGAACUCGACUGGGAUCCCCGGCCCGUCCUGUGGUCAACAUGAAGCCGAACGAUGUACGAAAGCUUGGAGAGACCGACAAGUUGAAUCGCAUUGAAAAGAAUGGAAAAUCAGAUUUCCUUCCUCGUAAAAUCCCAGCAGCAACCGCCAAGCCGACCAAACAGGAGCGAAGAAAGACCACAACCAUAGCUCCGACGGCUGCCGUGACCCAACAAGAAACCUGGGAGAAAUCGGAACUAUUCCAGGCACAGCCCAGCUCUGAUGUUGACGCUCUGGGAAAUAAACGUUUUGUGGCGCCACAUGUCGUCUACCAAACUGGUAAGAAGCCCGACGAGCCCUGCUCCAUCACCUCCUCUCUCACGUAUUUUCCCGAAGACCAACGCGGAGAGAAAAGCGUGACAUCUCCUCCCAAGAGUCCACCGUCCAACCUCACCGUGGUGACGGUAGAAGGAUGUCCGUCCUUCAUCAUCCUGGACUGGGAGAAAGCAGACAAAGACACCACCGAAUAUGAAGUCAUCUCCACAGCAAAAGGGCCUGAUGGAGAACGAGUGUCUGUCUUGACCACUGAUCAGACGCACACCGCUGUGGAAAACCUCAAUCCUGAGAGCAGUUAUGAGUUUAAGGUGAAGCCAAAGAACGAGCUGGGAGAAGGUCCUCCGAGUGAACCGGUCUCCUUCAACACAGAGUCCGCGGACCCGCGUGUUAGCGAGAACGUUUCAGGAAAAGACGCCAUCUGGACCCAGUUCCCCUUUAAGACCGACUCGUACUCGGACUGUGACGGCAAGCAGUACGUCAAACGGACGUGGUACCGCAAGUUUGUUGGUGUCCAGUUGUGCAACUCGCUCAGGUACAAAAUCUAUCUGAGUGACUCGCUCACCGGGAAGUUCUACAACAUCGGAGACCAGAGCGGCUUCGGCGAGGACCACUGUCAGUUUGUGGAUUCGUUCCUGGAUGGACGAACAGGCCGGCAGCUCAGAUCCUACCAGCUCCCCUCCAGAACCGGGUUCUACAGAGCUCUCCGUCAGGAACCGGUCCACUUUGGACAGAUAGGAGGACAUUCCCACGUCAACUACGUCUCCUGGUAUGAGUGUGGAACGCCCAUCCCGGGGAAAUGGUAGACAGUUAAAGCUCAACGGUCGCCUUUCUGAAUGAAGAGACUCAUCGCCUCCGCUGGGAGGUGCAGGGGGUUCAAAUCCUCCUCAGGCCGGAUCCGUUUCAUCACUUGGUGCUGAAAGAACAUGUACAGGACUUCCAGGUCAGGGAAUCGUAAGGAGAGAGCAGUUUUUAUAGCAGACGUGCCUCAUCUUUACUAUUUAUCGAACAGCAGCGCUACAGAGACGUU